Molecule: messenger RNA, 747 nt
Organism: Salvia miltiorrhiza (redroot sage)
Lineage: Eukaryota; Viridiplantae; Streptophyta; Magnoliopsida; Lamiales; Lamiaceae
Exons: 1
Coding region: 1-747 (248 amino acids)
Source: RefSeq, a predicted model, not a curated record
AUGAAUAGGAGAAGCCUCUGCAUUUUCCUCCUCCCUGUUUCUCUACUUCUAUCAUGCCUACUACAACAAACUCAUGCAGUCAGAUACGUCGUGACAAAUACCGUCCCCAACACUCCGGGAGGCCAGUUGUUCGACAGAGAAAUCGGGGUUAAUUUCACCUUAUCAAUCAUGCCAACUAUCAAUGAUUUCAUUUAUAAAGUCUUUGAAGAAAGAAGCCCUGCAGAGAGAAGGAAUGUGCCUGUUUUGAAUGUAUACAUCUCUGAAUUCCCAGGUUAUGCAUACAAAAAUGGUGACAACAUCAAUAUAAGCGCGUCAGCACUGUACAACAUGUACCGUCCUAGGUCAGUUUCAAAGUGGAUGUUCACUUCUGUAAUGUACCAUGAAAUGACUCAUGUGUUCCAAUGGCAUGGUAAUUUUGGAGCCCCGGGAGGCCUCACGGAGGGGACUGCAGAUUAUGUGAUGGUCAAGUCCGGCUACUAUAAUCAGGCGUAUUAUACUAGACCCGGUGCAGGGAAGAGGUGGGACGAAGGUUAUGGUGUGACAGAGAGGUUUUUGGAGUAUUGUGACAGUUUGCUACAAGGUUUCACUGCAAAACUGAACAAGAAGAUGAUGUACAAAUACAGUGAUGUGUAUUGGGUUGAGUUGCUGGGGAAACCAGUGGAUCAGCUUUGGAGAGAGUACAAAGCCAAGUAUGGGAACCAACCUGCAGAAGACUCUAUUGAUAUAUUUCAAGGUUUGAAGUACUAA